AAUAGCCUCAUGCGGCACCAAGACCAACUCGAACCAGCCUUUGUAACACCAACACCAGGUAGCGUAAAUUUCCAGCAUUACCUAGCCUGUAGACGCACAGAAAUAUCCACUUCUGAUUGACAUGGACAUUCCUACACGCUUUGUCUUGGGUUUUGUGACUAAGUAGUUGAGUUCGUGGUCGUAUCUAUACAUCUAGAGAGCUAGUAGUACAGUUAGUUGUAUUCUUCUCUUCGUCCAUCAACUACAACGACAGCCACAAAUUAUACUACACCGCUUUUGCGAACAAGAUGGCCUCGUCAUCUGCAGUUGACUCUGAAUUGCUCGGUCAUGAGCUGAGGUCAAGCAAAGAGCAUGGCGCAGUAGUGCAGAAAUAUCUGGAGCAGAAAGGCCUCGGCUCUUUUGAGCUGCUUGCGGAUCUGGGUUGUAUCCAUUGGUGGCCCGAGCGCUGCCCGGCUCGAACCAGUGCGAGCGCCACAGCCAAAGACAUCCUGGGAGCGUGCGAAGUGCUUGAACUUCUAGACGCAGGAAUUCAUAGUCCCGACGAUGCAGCUGGCAAUGGCAUUGAAAAUAAGCGUAGAGACCAGGUACAAGGACCACCGCGGCUGACGAAUCUUGGGAAACUGAAUCAUCGUCUGACCAUGAACCCGCAGAAACUGUCCUCGAACCUACCACACGACAUUCGCCCGUCCGGCUUUUCUUUUCAUGGCCCUUCCAGCCUUUUAGGGCUAUUGCUUUGUUUGCGCAGUGAUGCCCUUGUGAAGAAAAACGACAAGCAGGCUGGACCUGGAACUGCUACAAGCGUUCAAGAUUACAAGGCUGAAAUUACAAGGCGUGAAGAUUCGCCAAUGCCAGACUUUUUGUUUGGUGGAUCCACGCUCAACAUGCUGGCGGAGCGCACAGUUUGCAGCUACAAUUACCUCCCGGGCGGCGCCCGUGAGGUCAAAAGAUUGCGCUACCGGGUGCAAAAAAUUAACGGUGUCAUCUCGAUUUGUCGUGUUGCUGACUAUGAAAAAAACUACGCAGAUCCAGGCUUCCAGUUUGAGCGGCUCGUCACGGGUGGAAAUGUCGCAGAUCGCGUGGGCAAGACAGGUGCGGGGGCUUCGAUUUCUUUAAUUGAAACAAAUGAGUUCAGAUGUGGCCUAACAAACUCGCAAUUUUUGAAGGAACAACUUUCAUUCAUCUGAUUACUGCAUCUUCAGUAUGUAGACUGGACUACAUUACUAAUUCCUUUCAGGAAAUCGAGGGUUUGACUCGAUAGAGCGCGCGCAGCUGUGCCGCCUUGGCGGGACCUUCAAUGUUCUCUUCGUCGCUGACUUGGAUGCAUGCGCUGGCCCUCCGCGUGUUCCGGUGGAGAUCAAAAGCGGCAAUCCUCGCAACUUCGGUUCGAAACUAAUCUUGCAGAUGCUGAGUUCGGGAUCGCAGCUACUCUGCUAUGGCGAUAAUUACUUUGACAAGUCAGUAGGUGUCAAAAAAGUGAGAGCUGUUCGAACCGCUUCUUUUCCAACCCAGGUGAUGCGCGACCAUGGGAAUGAUACGCAUUUUCUCCGCCGUGCUCUCGGCGAUUCUUUGAUCGAGACGCUGAUGGAAUUGAAGGUACUGAGCUUGAUUAUUUGUAUCCUUGAUGUUGAUAAGGAAGAUAUGCAUCAUGCAGCGACGAUUGCUAUAUUAAUGAUCGCCCAUUUCUUGUUCUCAACGUCCUCUAGGUGUUGUGUGCCGACAUCCCCGACUGCAUGGAUGCCGAUUCCAAAACGUCGUCCUUUGACCUGGCAUGGGAGCAUGGCAAACCGGUACUCAAGCCCACAACGGAGUAUUUGGAUGCCUCAUUCGUAGCCCCGAAUGUGCUUCGCGAGCUCCUCGACAAACCCAAGAAAUGACCCGAACACUAGAGCCAUCCUUUGGAGUUGGAAAGAUUUCCUCAUACAACUUAGGACGUAGUGCAAAAAUACUUCAAUGUAUCGUCACAGUGCUGAUUUAUUUCGGCUCGAAAGGUACUCUAUGAAUAUGUCAAGACCACAGAGGGAGAUAUAACAGCGCUUGACUCGAGAAGAAGCGCUAAAAAAUGGACAAUGAAACGUAAGCACAGAAAGUAAAACUUCAUCUUUAUUGUUAGCUUUAUUGUUUUACUUGUUGCAUAAUUUAUUGAUCAUGGCAAAAUUAUUUCGUCCAUUCACUACUGUGACGAAUCUAUCACAAUCAACUAUGGAGAAAAACUCCCUCAUUCCUCUUGUGACCAAGUACUUUGAUCUUUGUGGAGAUCCUCAUUCCGUUUCGCGCUCUUUCAUGAAUCAUGAUCAUUCAUGAAGAUGAAUACUAGUAUGCAAGACAGCACCUCAUCUGGAAUGAAAACAUGAGCCCGAUAAGGACCAGAAUGUGCCAACCGCCCAUUUAUCCAAGUUCAUUUCGUCUAUUCGAAAAACUGAAAUAAGCAAGCAACUGAUCAGAAUAACCGAGAUACUGAUGAGAAGAAAGAGGAGCCUUGAUGUUAACCUACCUUUCCCAUUUUUUUGUCAGUAGCUCGUUUAUUUUCAGUUUUCGAAUAGAUUAGUUUUAGUUCAUUUCGUCCGCCUUCGGAAUCCAUUCGAUACAU
Molecule: messenger RNA, 2587 nt
Organism: Amoebophrya sp. A25
Lineage: Eukaryota; Dinophyceae; Syndiniales; Amoebophryaceae
Source: the annotation of a GenBank genome assembly